AUGAAAAAACGAACCGUGCCUUUAUUUCGAGUGUUACUUCUCCUAAUGAUCUAUUUCCUGCAAGGUGUUGUGAUCGGUUUUACAACAGCAAUUCCUUUCUAUUUGGAUUCACGUGGUGCGACAUGGCAAGAGCAAGGCACAUUCAAUUUCGCCUUUUAUCCAUUUAGUCUCAAAUUGGCAUGGGCACCUAUAUUAGAUGCGAUCUAUAUUGCACGUUUCGGAAGAAGGAAAACUUGGCUUAUUCCAUUGCAAUUCUCCAUUGGAAUAACUCUCAUUGUUCUUUCAUUUUCGUUGAUAAAUCUCGUCGACCAAUUGAAAAUUAAAUUCUUAACGUGUAUAUUUUUCUUUAUCUACUUUCUUCUGGCUAGUCAAGAUACAUGUGUGGAUGGAUGGGCAUUGACACUUUUAGCAAAGUACAACCUUCAAUGGGCAUCGACAUGUCAAACAGUUGGACAAACUACAGGUCGUUUUAUUGGCUUUACCGUGUUAAUGAUAUUCGAAUCCGCUGAUUUUACAAAUCGUUAUGUUCGACAACCAUUGGAGUUACCCAAGCAAACGUAUGGUUUAUUUACAUUAGAUCAAUUCGUACGAUAUUGUGGAGUAAUGUUUCUAAUCCUUGCACUCUGCAUUGCUUCGUUGAAUAAAGGUAAAAAAGAAACGAACCCAAUGAGUUUAAGUCAAACUUAUCUCUCCAUAUGGAAAUUAUUCAACAAAACUUGUAUCAGACAAUUAGCAUUUAUUUUUCUUACUAGUCCAGUUGGUUUUUCUCCAACAUAUACCAUGACGAAUCUCGUUUUGAAAAGAUAUGGUGUUCCGAAAGAAACACUUGGUUUACUUGGUAUUCCAUUAAUUAUUGUUAAAAUCGUAAUUCCGUUGUCUAUGACACAUACUAAUCGACCAUUAACUUGGUAUUACCGGUCCUACAUACCUCGUCUUUUAAUGGGUAUCAUCAUCGCAAUAUAUGUCUGUCUUACUCCUUAUUUAUUACAUCGGUGGUAUUUUUAUCCUGUUUUGAUUGGCAUUUUUCUAUGUAAUGAGUCUCUAAUUUAUUUGAUGAUCGUCACUCGUGUGGGAUUUUUCGCACGGAUUAGCGAUCCAAGUAUCGGUGGAACGUAUAUCACAUUGUUAAAUACAUUAGGUAAUCUUGGUGCUAGUUUAAUGGCUUCAUCUGUUCUCUAUCUCGCUGGUUGGAUUGAACCGGACGAAGCAGCGUAUCCUCUUCUAGUUAGUUUCGCGUUUGUACUCGGCUGUUUUUGGUUUACUGCCCAGUAUAAAACAAUGAAACAACUCGAGAAUUUGCCAUCAGAUGAAUGGUGUCUUUCGCCGACGAAAAGAGAAUCAGAUUCUUAUUUGUUGUGA
Molecule: messenger RNA, 1359 nt
Organism: Adineta ricciae
Lineage: Eukaryota; Metazoa; Rotifera; Eurotatoria; Adinetida; Adinetidae
Source: the annotation of a GenBank genome assembly